AUGAAAGCUAAGAAAAAUAAUGAUUAACAAAGAGUAACAGAAUUAGGUGAGCACGUAUUAAAAAGUUAAAAUACAAUGUUGGGAACAAAGAUUGACUAAUUAAAAAAGGAAAUAUUAGAGAUGAAAUCUGUAUAAAACAAUCCAAUAUAUCUAGGUGCUAGCUUGCAGAAUAAAAAGACCAAGUGGAAAUUCAACAGGAAGAGUUAAUACAUUAUAAAAAAUUAUGCAAUUAGCUUUCUCGUAGAAUAAGAAUAAUUAUGGCGUAUAAUGAAGAGUCAAUACAAAAAAAGAUUACAUAGAAUGAUUUAGAAGAAGAAAACUAUGAAUGUUUAUGUGGGAGCAAUUAAAUAGAUCCAAUAAAAUACUUUUUGGUUAAUGGAGAUUAAUAACAAUAAUUGUAGAUAACUCAAGCUUAAGAAUAAGUUUAGGAGAUACAAGAAGAAUAUACUAAACUAAAUCAGAUAUAACAAAAGUAAAUAGAGAAUAAUAUAAUGUAGUGAUUAUAUUAAGUAAUUAAUUGAAGAGCAUGCAGAAUAGAAAUCUUAAUUACUACAUUAGAUAGAGGAAUUAAAAUUGCAAUAAAAACUAGUAGAAGAAUAAUUCUUUUAAACUACCUUAUUUGCAGAUUUAGUAUAACAAAAUAAUUAUUUGACUUCUACAUUGUUUAAUGUUGAGGAUCAACUUGUAUAAGUACAAAAUAAUAAUAUCUAUUAAAAAGGCUUAAUUAAUAAUAAAAGAAUAAUAAGAGAAGUUUGAGAUAUAAAUUUAAUAGUUGUAAUAGGAGUGUGAAUAGAAGAUGAAAGAUUUAAUGUAAUAAUAGGAGAGUGUUAAGAUUGAAAUAAAAUAGACAGAUGAUUAAUUAUAAAGUAAAUUAAUAGAAGAAUUGAAAUCUUAAGUGGAAAACUUAUCUAAGGUGGUUGAAGAAUUGAAAAUAGAAUUAUAGUAAUGUAGAGAAAGAAAUAAAGAAAUAAAUAAUUAAUUAAUGGAUGCUAUUAAUUACAAAUAAUCAUUAUUUAAUUAGAAUAAUGAGUUGAAGUAGAGUCUUAGUGUUUAUAAAAUAAUGGUUAAAGAAGAAAAGAUUGAGUAGAUUACUCUUCGAUAUGAGAAUCAUAAAUAACUGUUAUUUGAAAUAGAAUAAGAAUAUGUGAACAACAAAUCUAAUGAAUUUAUUUAGAAAUUUAGAGAAUUUGUUGGAUAUGUUAAAAUGAGGGAUGAGAAAGUCAAAAGUUUAUAAUAAUUGUUAGAUAAAAAAACUAUUGAUUAGAACAAUAUAAAAAAGGUAAUGAAUUUUGAUAAUCUCAGUAAAUUUAAUAACUUAUUGAUGAACUAGAUUACAAUUCCAAUUCAUUUAAUUCUAUCACUGAAACUAAUAAAAAUCUAAGUAGAUUAGUUAAUGAAACUCAAAAUAAUUUAAGUAGGGCCAUGUAAGAGAAAGUAGAUGAAAGAACUAAAUUUGAAAUUGAAAAAACAGUAAUUAUAUUUAAAUAUAUAGUAAUUCAAUGUAAAAUUACAGACAGCAGAUGAAACUAUCAAAUAAUUGUAAAUACAAAAUGAAUAAUAUAAAAAGUUGAUUUUGACUUUUGAAAAUGAAAGAUAGAGUAAUAAAGAGACAAUAAGACUUUUGUAAAAAUAAGAUUCAGAUAAUAUUUAAAAACUAUUUUAAAAAGAAUGGGAUGUAAAUAAAAUGAUAGAAGAAACUAAGAUUAUUUAAGAAAGAGAGAAAUUAAGUGAAUCUAUUAAUAUAAAAUUUAUGAAAAAAGCAGAGAAAUCAAAAAAUAAAUUGAAAUAACUUAAAUUGUAAUUGAAAUCGUAAAUAUAUUAUAUAAAUAUUUUUGAAGAGAAUCUAAGGACACAUAAAAUGAAUUAUGGAUAUCAAUGAAAAUGAUGGUAGAUUGUUAAUAAUGUAAAAAGAGAGUUAAGUAAUUAAUUUUAAUGAAAUGUCUUCAUAUGUUUUGUAAACCUUGUAUAGAAGAUAAUUAAAGGAAUCGCAAUAGAGCAUGUCCAGUUUGCAGAACAAGAUACGGAAUAGAAGAAGUUAGAUCCAUUAAAUUGAGUUGA
Messenger RNA from Paramecium sonneborni, 2058 nucleotides. Lineage: Eukaryota; Ciliophora; Oligohymenophorea; Peniculida; Parameciidae. The record is from the annotation of a GenBank genome assembly.